GCGUUCGUAAGUCGUUGCAUGUUGGCUUCUGUUCUUUCCGUAAAGUGAGAAGAAAACAGGCGGGUUGAAUUAUGUCUUUGGCAGACGAGCUGCUUGCGGAUUUGGAGGAGGCAGGAGAAGAGGACGGGCUGUAUCCCGGCGGAGAAGAGGGAGAGAGUGAUGGAGAGCCCGGAGAGAGACAGGUUGAUGGAGGACUGGAGGACAUCCCGGAGGAGAUGGAGGUGGAUUACAGCAGCACGGAGAGCGUCACGUCCAUAGCUAAACUACGACACAGCAAACCGUUCGCUGAAAUCAUGGAUAAAAUCAGUCACUAUGUUGGAAAUCAACGCAAGAAUUCAGAAGUGUCUGGACCGGUUGAAGCAGACCCAGAGUACAGGCUCAUUGUUGCCGCCAACAAUCUGACGGUGGAAAUAGACAACGAGCUUAAUAUCAUUCACAAGUUUGUUCGUGACAAGUACUCCAAAAGGUUUCCUGAGCUGGAGUCUCUGGUGCCAAAUGCACUGGACUACAUCAGAACUGUUAAGGAGCUGGGCAACAAUCUGGAAAAGUGCAAAAACAAUGAGACCCUUCAGCAGAUUCUCACCAAUGCCACCAUUAUGGUGGUCAGCGUCACAGCCUCUACCACACAAGGAACGAUGCUUGGAGAUGAUGAGCUCCAGCGAUUGGAGGAGGCCUGUGACAUGGCCCUUGAGCUCAACCAAUCAAAACACAGGAUCUAUGAAUAUGUGGAAUCCAGAAUGUCAUUCAUUGCUCCGAAUCUUUCAAUUAUUGUCGGAGCUUCAACUGCUGCAAAGAUCAUGGGUGUUGCUGGUGGUCUGACUAACCUGUCCAAGAUGCCCGCAUGUAAUCUGAUGUUGCUGGGAGCGCAGAGGAGAACACUGUCUGGAUUCAGCAGCACAUCUCUGCUGCCCCACACAGGCUACAUCUACCACUGUGAUGUAGUGCAGACUCUGCCUCCAGAUCUAAGGAGGAAAGCAGCUCGUCUGGUUUCUGCUAAAUGCACUCUGGCUUCUCGCGUGGACAGUUUUCAUGAGAGCGCAGAUGGCAAGGUUGGCUAUGAUUUGAAGGAAGAGAUUGAGAGGAAGUUUGAUAAAUGGCAGGAGCCUCCACCAGUCAAGCAGGUCAAGCCUCUUCCAGCUCCUCUGGAUGGACAGAGGAAGAAGAGAGGAGGAAGAAGGUAUCGUAAGAUGAAAGAAAGACUGGGACUGACUGAGAUCAGGAAACACGCCAACAGAAUGACGUUUGCUGAGAUUGAGGACGAUGCCUAUCAGGAGGAUCUGGGCUUCAGUCUCGGUCAGCUGGGAAAAUCUGGCAGUGGCAGAGUCAGACAAGCUCAGGUCAACGACUCCACCAAAGCCAGAAUAUCCAAAUCUUUACAGAGGACACUGCAGAAGCAGAGCAUGACGUACGGAGGCAAGUCUACAGUGAGAGACCGAUCGUCUGGAACCAGCUCCAGCGUGGCCUUCACUCCUCUACAGGGGCUGGAGAUUGUGAACCCACAGGCUGCAGAGAAGAAGGUGGCUGAAGCCAAUCAGAAAUAUUUCUCCAACAUGGCUGAGUUCCUCAAGGUCAAGCGUGAGAAGGAGGACAAGGUCUGAGACGACGGCGGCGGCGCAUCAGACAUGCAGUGACAGCCAUGGAUAAAUUAGCAGAUGGACUUGUGUGGGGACGGUGACAUCAUGAGGAUUGCUGUCAUGCACAUUUUGUACAUUUGGUUUUCUUUUUGUAUUUCAUCAAACAAAGGUGUUUAAUGCUGUCUAUAUAGAACAGAACAUUGUAAAUGCAAGUUUUCAUUUUAAGGAAUUUUUUAUUUUUAUUUUGACAAUUACAAACAACACUGAGUGAAUAAAGUUGCUCAUCUAGUUGGA
Danio rerio (zebrafish) is the source of this 1868-nucleotide messenger RNA. RefSeq names its product PRP31 pre-mRNA processing factor 31 homolog (yeast) (gene prpf31). Lineage: Eukaryota; Metazoa; Chordata; Actinopteri; Cypriniformes; Danionidae. Gene Ontology annotation, cellular component: nucleus; U4/U6 x U5 tri-snRNP complex; nuclear speck. The record is from RefSeq and is marked validated. Gene Ontology annotation, biological process: mRNA splicing, via spliceosome; spliceosomal tri-snRNP complex assembly.